Molecule: messenger RNA, 552 nt
Organism: Suillus fuscotomentosus
Lineage: Eukaryota; Fungi; Basidiomycota; Agaricomycetes; Boletales; Suillaceae
Exons: 2
Coding region: 1-552 (183 amino acids)
Source: RefSeq, a predicted model, not a curated record
AUGCCCCGUGCAUCAUUUGAGAUGACUAAUAUCUCUCUCGUAAUCCUCAUUGCCACCUCCUUUAGCGGAGUUGUUGGCCUAUGUCUAGCGGGACUUGACAAUUCAAAUGGUCCCAGUCAAAGUCAAACGAUGUCCUCGAACUCAGCUACACAGAAUUCUCAAACGUUUGAUCAAACUGCCGUUGAGAAGUGUCGGGAUAUUGUCGAAAAUUUUUGGAAGGGACUCUUACAAAAAGGAGAUGCACUUCUGGAAAUCCAAACCGUCUUACAUGCCGCUAUCGCAGAAUCACAAGUCCUCACUCAACUCGACUUUAGACCAGGAUUCAACCAUUAUCUCGAGCUCCUCGACAGCGUUCACGAAGCAGAAGAGCCCCCCAGUUCUCAGAGGGAUAGAACAUUGGGAGAAUCAGGUCACAAAGAAGGUUCAGGACAACCAGAACCACUUGAGUCAGUUGAAAAGGAGAAGGAACUCCAUUCUAGAUUGCGCAGAAGAGUGUGUUCAGAAGAAGAGGAAAGUGGGGCAUCCGAAGAUGACACCGAGUACGUUCUUUGA